Molecule: messenger RNA, 1891 nt
Organism: Diospyros lotus (date-plum)
Lineage: Eukaryota; Viridiplantae; Streptophyta; Magnoliopsida; Ericales; Ebenaceae
Product: probable methyltransferase At1g29790
Exons: 2
Coding region: 247-1680 (477 amino acids)
Molecular function (GO): methyltransferase activity
Source: RefSeq, a predicted model, not a curated record
GCUGAAGUUGUGGCUGGUUCUAAGCAAAGUUUAUCAUUGUUUUUAGCGUUCCUGAAAACCCAACUUGCAGUUUCGAUUAUAUCAGAUCUAAACCACUGAUAUUAAGCUGAGUCAGGGACCUGAUUUUGCAGAGACCAGAGCUUGGAAUGAGGAAUUAGGCAAAUGAUUCCAACACGAGGUUGAAUUUCUGUUAAUGAGUUAACAUCUCUAAGGUUUGGAAGUGUGAAAUCUUGGUUAUCAGCCGCCAUGAGAAGACCAUGCUUCCCAAAAUUCAGAUUGGGCAGGAUAAUGGGUUUUCUUCAAGUUGUUUUGGGAGGGCUUGUUAUAAUUGUAGGCAGUAUGAGUCUGUUCAAAUUCUACUCUGCAGGCUUCUUCCUGCACAAUGAAGAUAUAUGCCGCCAUUUCUAUGGUGCGAAGGACGUUUCUUAUGAGGGUUUUGAAUCUUUUGACGUACAAGCAUUGACUGCUCGGGUUGAGGAAGUGCUCGAUAAGAUGGAGAGCUUGCAGGUCAAGCUCGAAUCCACUGUAAAAGAUUUGGAGAAGAACAAGGAUUUGUUGGCGAAAACCAACAUUUCAGGACCGCAGUACAAGAAAUUUCUAGAGGAGGAGGUAAUUCAACCUCUGUAUAGAGCUCACAUUGGUCUCAGACAGAUACGGCUGCCCAAGAUGGAAGGGAUCAGAAACGGGACGAGCUGGAAAGAGGAACCUUUGAUCAACUCCUUCGUGAUUGAGGAGAUCAGGAAGUAUAUAACCCCAAAAGAGAACAGAAAUGAGAAGGUCAAUGUAUAUGGGGCAGAGAGGCUAUACAACACUAUAGGGCAUUCAUGUGUCUUGAUGAAGAAGGAAUUAGAAGAGUACAUGAAUUAUGAUGUUGGUUCUUAUUGUAAAGAUGAUUGGAACCUUGCCCAGAAGCUUAUGAUUAAUGGAUGCGAUCCAUUGCCCCGAAGGCGGUGCUUGACAAGAGCCUCUAAGCUCUAUCAGAAGCCAUACCCCAUCAACGAGUCCCUAUGGAAACUACCGGAUGGAAGAAAUGUUCGGUGGAGCAAUUAUCAGUGCAGGAACUUCCAGUGUCUGUCCAGCGAGAACCCUAAGAGGGGUUUUUCCAAGUGCACCGGCUGUUUUGAAUUGGAGAAGGAAAAGGUUAGGUGGGUGACUAAUAGUACUACUGCUACUACUCUACCUGUAGAUUUCCUGCUCAAAGACGUUUUGGCAACUAAACCGGGGGAGAUAAGGAUUGGGCUGGAUUUUGGAAUUGGCACAGGGACAUUUGCUGCCCGGAUGAGGGAACAAAAUGUUACAAUCAUCUCAACUGCUCUAAACCUAGGGGCACCUUUCAGCGAGACUUUUGCGCUUAGGGGUUUAAUUCCCUUAUAUGUGACACUCAACCAUCGUCUUCCAUUCUUCGAUAACACCAUGGACUUGAUCCAUACAACAGGGCUUAUAGACGGCUGGAUCGACCUGCAAUUGCUGGAUUUCAUCCUGUUUGAUUGGGACCGGGUUCUAAGGCCUGGAGGGCUGUUAUGGCUUGAUCGUUUCUUCUGUAAUAGAAAGGACCUAGAUGAUUACACGUACAUGUUUCUGCAGUUCAGGUACAAGAAACACAAGUGGGCUAUCGCUGCUAAAUCCAAGGACCAAGUUUUUCUUUCUGCAGUGUUAGAGAAGCCUCCUAGAUCUCUAUGACAACAUGCCCCUCCAUUUUCCGUGUCUUGCUUCUAAUUUGUAUGGGAAGAUAAACAUAAUCUGCAAACAAGAUUGAAUUAAUUUCAAAGUCUUAUCAAAUUCAUCUUCUGUUUCCACUUCUCAGACUGCUGACUAUAAUCUCGAUUCUUCUCCAACCUUUUGAAUCACAUGUUACAGUUUUAAAAUUUAUAAUUUGAAUUGUAUCCAUUCU